CCGUGGAUGGUACGUUCCGCACGUGAGCUGGGUGCUGGUCUGGCCGGCGACGCGCGUGCCCUGUGGCCAAACACUGCCCGGAGUGAGAGCAAACUCCCAGCGCAGUGGGGCCGCGCGAGUGUGCGCGUGUGCGCGCGUGUGUGCGAGCGAGCGAGCGCGGGGCGGCGGGGGGCCAACUGCUUCACACUUUCCACACUGCACGGAAGAGAGAGAGCCAGAGAGACUGGAGACGCACAGGUCCCCCCAAGAUCUUCUGAGGCUACCGUCCCACAGAUCGUAUAGAGCAGAGCCCCAAAAAUCGAAGCAGGGGGAAACGACAGCGUUUAAACAUGGACGAAGGAAUCCCUCAUUUGCAAGAGAGACAGUUACUGGACCAUAGGGAUUUUAUAGGACUGGACUAUUCCUCUUUGUAUAUGUGUAAACCCAAAAGGAGUAUGAAGCGAGACGACAGCAAGGAUACCUACAAAUUGCCGCACAGAUUAAUAGAAAAGAAGAGAAGAGAUCGAAUUAAUGAAUGCAUUGCCCAGCUGAAAGAUUUACUACCUGAACAUCUGAAACUGACAACACUGGGGCAUCUGGAGAAAGCGGUAGUCUUGGAAUUGACUUUGAAACACUUAAAAGCUUUAACAGCCUUAACCGAGCAGCAGCAUCAGAAGAUAAUUGCUUUACAGAAUGGGGAGCGAGCUCUGAAAUCGCCCAUUCAGGCCGACUUGGAUGCGUUCCACUCGGGAUUUCAAACAUGCGCCAAAGAAGUCUUGCAAUACCUCUCCCGCUUUGAGAGCUGGACACCCAGGGAGCCGCGUUGCGUGCAGCUGAUCAACCACUUGCACGCCGUGGCCACCCAGUUCUUGCCCACUACGCCGCAGCUCUUGACGCAACAGGUCGCGCUAAGCCAGGGCCCCGGCGCGCCCUCGGCCGCCCCCGCGGGGCCCUCGGCCGCCCCUUGCCUGGAGCGCGCGGGGCCCAAGCUGGAGCCGCAGGCGCACUGCGUGCCGGUCAUCCAGCGGACUCAGGCCAGCGCCGAGCUCGCCGCCGAGAACGACACGGACACGGACAGCGGCUACGGCGGCGAGGCGGAGGCCCGGCCGGAGCGCGAGCCGGGCCCGGGCGCCCCGGGCGCCCCGGCGGCGCGCGUCACCGUCAAGCAGGAGCCCCCCGGGGAGGACUCGCCGGCGCCCAAGAGGAUGCGGCUGGACGCGCGCGGCGGGGGCGUGGGCGGCGCGCUCCUGGGCCCCGACCCCGCGGCCGCGCUGCUCAGGCCCGACGCGGCGCUGCUCAGCUCGCUGGUGGCGUUGGGCGGGGGCGCGCCGUUCGCGCCACCCGCCGCCCCCUUGUGCCUGCCCUUCUACUUCCUCUCGCCGUCCGCCGCCGCCGCCUACGUGCAGCCCUGGCUGGACAAGAGCGGCCUGGAGAAGUAUCUGUACCCUGCGGCCGCGGCCGCCGCCCCGUUCCCACUGCUCUACCCCGGGCUCCCCGCCGCUGCCUUCCCCUGCCUGUCCUCCGUGCUGUCGCCGCCUCCGGAGAAGGCGGCCGCCGCCGGCCUCCCGCCGCGCGAGGGGGCGCCCCCCGCGGCGCUGCGCCCCGAGCCCCCUCGCGCCCGCGCCCACCUGCGCCCCGAGAGCACCGCCCAGGACGACGCCCCGCAGCCGCAGCCGCAGCCGCAGCCGCAGCCACAGCCGGGGAAGGCCGGGCCCUGA
Messenger RNA from Castor canadensis (American beaver), 1697 nucleotides. It is a transcript of the gene Bhlhe41, whose product is annotated as basic helix-loop-helix family member e41. Gene Ontology annotation, molecular function: DNA binding; protein dimerization activity. Gene Ontology annotation, biological process: regulation of DNA-templated transcription. The record is from RefSeq and is a predicted model, not a curated record. Lineage: Eukaryota; Metazoa; Chordata; Mammalia; Rodentia; Castoridae.